Carassius gibelio (silver crucian carp) is the source of this 1940-nucleotide messenger RNA. RefSeq names its product ADP-ribosylation factor-like protein 4A. Gene Ontology annotation, molecular function: GTP binding; GTPase activity. NCBI's taxonomy places the organism in Eukaryota, Metazoa, Chordata, Actinopteri, Cypriniformes, Cyprinidae. The coding region runs from base 220 to 822 and encodes 200 amino acids. The transcript is spliced from 2 exons. Gene Ontology annotation, cellular component: cytoplasm. Gene Ontology annotation, biological process: intracellular protein transport; vesicle-mediated transport. The record is from RefSeq and is a predicted model, not a curated record.
GCAUGACCUCCGUUGACCAAUCAUUUUAAAGAUAAACAAAUGAGCUGCUGCAGCGCGCGUGCUGGGUCGGUCAGUAACGCGCAGAGCAGAGCGAGGGUGUCGUUGAAUCACGCUUUCUUGCGAAGUAUGAAGUCUGAACGGCAAGCACUGGAUUUGCAUCUGGUAUUUUGGACCUAUGGAACAUCAUCCUAAACUCAUAUUCUUAUACUCCUGAGAGAAAUGGGGAACGGAAUUUCAGAGCAGCCCAACUUUCUAUCCAGUCUUCCGUUCUGUAAUUCUCUUCACAUCGCUAUUCUGGGUCUGGACUUUGCAGGCAAAACGACGGUCCUGUACCGUCUGCAGUUCAAUGAGUUUGUCAACACUGUCCCCACCAAAGGUUUCAAUGCAGAGAAAGUCAGAGUACCUCUUGGGGACUCACAAACGGUGACGUUUCACUUUUGGGACGUUGGCGGGCAGGAGAAACUGCGCCCUCUUUGGAAGUCCUAUACACGUGGCACAGAUGGCAUCGUGUUUGUUGUGGACUCUUUGGAUGCGGAGAGAAUGGAAGAGGCAAAGACGGAGCUUUACAAAAUCGCCCGAUCCUCUGAAAAUCAAGGAGUGCCUGUGUUGAUUAUUGCUAACAAGCAGGACUUGAGACAGGCUCUGUCACUGUCACAGAUAGAGACCAUGCUGGCACUCAAAGAACUGGGACCCUCUACGCCGUGGCACCUGCAGUCCACCUGUGCCAUCAUUGGUGACGGUCUCAAAGAGGGACUCGAAAGACUUCAUGACAUGAUCCUAAAACGAAGAAAGAUGCUCAAACAGCAAAAAAAGAAAAAAUAGACCAUAUAUAAAAGGGGGGGAAAAGGACUAUACAAGUUGAUAGUUGCAAACUGUCAUUUUUACGUGCCCCGAGUUGGUUAGAACCAACAAGUUGUUUACUUUCUUGUUUACUACUCUAGUUGUUUACUUCUGGUCAUAGACUUAGAAAUAAUAUAAACCUAAUAUAAAGAUAUUUUUAAUACACUGAAAAGUGAUUUGUGUUGAAGGUUUAUUUCAAAUUUUUAUUUGCAAUAAAAGGGCUUUCUGUGUUCAUUCUAAAAUUGUUAUAUGUAAUAUUUUAACACAUAUACAGUACAUCUGCCAAAUCUUGUCAUUUUAGGGUCAGGUAUUAUUAAGGUGUUAAAAGGAAUAACUCACCCAAGAAAAACCUGUGAAUGAAAACUUAUUUACAUUAUUUUAUGUUCCUGUUUCUCCCUGAAUAAUUACUUGAAUUUCAUUUAUUUUUGCACAAAACUAUAGGCAUGCACAAUAUCAGUUUCAUAUCAGUUAAAGGUCAAGAUUUUUGGGGGGUAUUAAAUUGUGCAUGCUCUUUAGUUUAUAUUUAGAUUAUAUUUGAAGUAAUCUCAUGCUUAAUUCAAGUCAAUUUUUAACAACACAAAAUAUGUAAUCACCAUUAAAUGUAAUCUUUAGCUAAUCAAUUGGAAUAUAAGUCUUUCAUGCUUAUACAUUAUGCUGUACAUGUCACUGUCACAGAUAGAGACCAUGCUGGCACUCAAAGAACUGGGACCCUCUACGCCGUGGCACCUGCAGUCCACCUGUGCCAUCAUUGGUGACGGUCUCAAAGAGGGACUCGAAAGACUUCAUGACAUGAUCCUAAAACGAAGAAAGAUGCUCAAACAGCAAAAAAAGAAAAAAUAGACCAUAUAUAAAAGGGGGGGAAAAGGACUAUACAAGUUGAUAGUUGCAAACUGUCAUUUUUACGUGCCCCGAGUUGGUUAGAACCAACAAGUUGUUUACUUUCUUGUUUACUACUCUAGUUGUUUACUUCUGGUCAUAGACUUAGAAAUAAUAUAAACCUAAUAUAAAGAUAUUUUUAAUACACUGAAAAGUGAUUUGUGUUGAAGGUUUAUUUCAAAUUUUUAUUUGCAAUAAAAGGGCUUUCUGUGUUCAUUCUAAAA